Saccostrea echinata is the source of this 3020-nucleotide messenger RNA. RefSeq names its product endoglucanase 4-like. NCBI's taxonomy places the organism in Eukaryota, Metazoa, Mollusca, Bivalvia, Ostreida, Ostreidae. Gene Ontology annotation, cellular component: membrane. The transcript has 15 exons. Gene Ontology annotation, molecular function: hydrolase activity, hydrolyzing O-glycosyl compounds. Gene Ontology annotation, biological process: carbohydrate metabolic process. Bases 699 to 2990 code for a protein of 763 amino acids. The record is from RefSeq and is a predicted model, not a curated record.
UCAAUCCAUCCAAGGGAACGAAAAAUCGAUUGCUCUCUAUUAGGAUUUGAUUUUUUUCCCCAGAACUAAUGACUCUUUCACAAAGUUCCGUUGCUGAAUGCAAAGAUGGCGCAGUGAUGUCUAAAGUGUAUCGCUCCUGUGGGAUCCCACUGGAAAAUGAUGCAUUCGGAGUUGGCAUUUAUCGAGCGACACGGUGUCACCUUGUACGGUACAUGAGAAAAAAAUAUUCCUCCCUUUCUUCACCGCUGUAACCGGAGACAAUGGCGUUUCUAGGCAACCUGAAUGGCGUCUCCGCCUGAAGCUCACAUAAUAAAUUCAAAAUUAACAAUCUCCAACAUUGGUCGCCAUAUCCCGCAAGCUAUUGAGUAAAUAAUUAAUGACAUCAGCAUUUGAUUGUGUUCCCUGGUGUGUUUCAUUUGUUUUCAAAAGUACUGCAUUUUCAAAAACUUUUUUUUUUAAAUCGGCGCAAUUUGAAAAGGUUUAACCGCAAGACAAACUUUAUGGAAGUGGAUAUGUUUAUUGAAAUGUGAAGGCUGUGUACUGUGUGCUGUUGUCCUUGCUGUUCAGUAGAGGGUGACAGUAUUAAGAAAUACGACAAAAGGGAUCUUUAACAAAUUUUCUUUUCAAAAGAAGAGUUAUGUGUCCGAACAUUUAAACGUAGUUUGAAUGUAAAAAAAAAUCAACACAACGUUAUCUGAAUGGUCACCGCCAUGAAAAAUUUCCUUAAGUUUAAGACGGGGGAAAGUCCUGACGUCCGGAAGUUUGGGGAGGAGUACUACCUGAGAGAGGCCAAGAUAUGGCGACCCUUCCGGAUCUGUGGUGUUUUCUCUAUCGCCAUAGCCCUUCCUCUAGUCCUAGCCUCCAUACUGAACGACAACUGGGUGUACGGAGAGGGUUUCCGUAACGGAAUGUGGAACAAGUGCUUUCAAAUGACCAACGCCAGUGUGAGCCCGAUUUGCAUAGACAGCACGGUCCAACGUUGGCAGAAUGCCGUGAUCGGUUUGAUGAUUUUCUCAGCUUCCUUCGGAUUUAUCGCUUCCAUUUUAGCCGUUUGUGGAGUUUGUACAUCACCACUGCCCAAAAAGAUUUAUUACUUCCAUUCAUCGGGAGAAAUAUUUUUAGUCUGUGCGAUAAGUACAGGUGCCGCCUUAAUCAUUUACCCGGUUGCCAUGGAAUCCAACGAUUCGUCCUCAUCUCACCAGUACGGCCCGGGUUACGGGCUAGGUUGGGGGAGUGCCUUCUUCUUUUUAGCCGCCGCUUUUUGUAUGAGUCUGGAUGACCUAGUUAGAGAGUCCUUACCCUACGUCAUUCUCCUACUCUUUACCCCAUGUCUCGCUGACAACUCGGCGACAGUUCCAAUGACGAAGACCCAUGCCUGGAGUGGUAAUUUCGAGGGACAUUUCAUUCUACCCAUCACACAUGGAGAUUUGAUUGGAUGGGAGGCCAUUAUCACCUUCAAUAUCCCUGUUACAAAUAUCCAGCAAUAUGUUGGUACGGUAAAGAGAACAAGUUCAGACAACAAAAUCAUUCUCCUGGUAAACAGACCAGACAAAGGAAUAGUGAAACAGGGAAAUUCGCUGGAUAUUCAGAUCGGUGGACGUUACACCGGAAGUACACAACCGACAGCGACAGCCGACAUUGUAGAUCUAUCGUUCGAUUCACAAGUUGUUCCAACUGUUGUAGAUGCUGAUGCAACAAAAUACAAUUAUGAUGAGGUUCUUAUGAAGUCUAUUAUGUUCUACGAGGCCCAAAGAUCGGGUAAACUUCCGGCAAAUAACCGAAUUCCAUGGCGUGGUGACUCCGCCCUCCAUGAUCAGGGGGACAACGGGGAGGAUCUAACAGGAGGGUGGUAUGAUGCUGGUGACCACGUCAAAUUUGGAUUUCCAAUGGCUGCUUCAACAACUCUCCUAGCUUGGGGUUUACUGGAAUACAAGGAUGCUUAUGAGAAAAGUGGACAGUUGGAAUACAUGUAUGACUGCAUCAGGUGGCCACUGGAGUGGAUGCUCAAAUGUCAUACAGGACCGAAUGAAUUAUAUGUUCAGGUAGGGGAUGGAGGGCAGGAUCACGGUUUUUGGGGCAGACCGGAAGACAUGACCAUGUCAAGACCAGCAUUUAAAAUCACGGCCAGCAGACCCGGAAGUGACAUCGCUGCAGAAUACGCAGCCGCGUUUGCUGUGUCUUACCUGGUCUUCAAAGAAAAGGACCCAGCAUUUGCUACUAAGAUGCUGACUCAUGCUAAACAGUUAUAUGACUUUGCGGUUCACCACAAAGCCAGAUACAGCGACAGCGUAAACCAAGCAGCCGCUUAUUAUAGAUCAGAUAAAUAUGAAGAUGAGUUAACUUGGGGUGCUGCCUGGUUGUAUAGAGUUACAAAUGACACUAAGUACCUUAACUGGGCAGAACAGUUUUAUAUCACAGGACCGGAUUGGGGACAGUCCUGGGACGACAAAUACUCCGGAAAUAUGAUCCUUCUCUAUAAUAUGACUGGAAAAGACAUUUACAAGAAUGAUAUAGAGGCAACAUUUAACGAUUGGAUGCCGGGCGGAAGUAUUCCGUACAGUCCUAAGGGAAUGGCCUUCCGGUCCCAAUGGGGCGCACUCAGAUACACUUCAAACAUGGCUUUCAUGGCCCUGUUGGCUGCGGAUGUUGGAAUUCACCCCGAUGAAUACCGUCAUUGGGCGAGGACACAGAUAGGGUAUGCCCUCGGGGACAGUGGUCGGAGUUUUGUUGUUGGGUUUGGAACUAACCCUCCUAAAAGACCACAUCAUAGGUCUAGUUCCUGUCCGAGUCGUCCAUCUCCAUGUUCUUUCGCUGACCAACAGCAGCCUGGUCCUAAUCCCCACACUUUAUAUGGGGCCCUGGUGGGCGGGCCUAACGGUAACGACCAGUAUACAGACGACAGAAAAGAUUACGUUAGUAAUGAAGUGGCGUGUGAUUACAAUGCAGGUUUCCAGAGCGCUGUAGCAGGACUGAAGCACCUUAAGCUAUAGAUUUUUAAUAUGUAUAAAUGCACAUUAGAC